AUCCACUCAACUCAACAGCAAGACUUGAUGGCUUAUGAUUUAAGACGGGAUAGUAUUCAUAGAAAGCCGGCUAUUUCUUAUAAGUGCACAUUAAGAUGUUCAAUUAAGACCGCGCAAAUCGUAUCUCGGUAGCGUUGACCUAUCUUAUCCCCCUCUGCUCUUAUACAACUACCUAGCGUCCUCAUACGAACAAGCUACGUAGCUUGCUUACUCCGGUACUCGAACAUACUAGAGAGACAAAGUACCUACGCCGCAACUGAUACGCGGAGUUGGGUCCUAAGGGACAAAAGGGCGUCCCCGAGAUGCAGCCACUCCUCCGCAACGCCGCCGCCGCUGCGAGCAUCCGCGCCGGAUCGCGCCGCGCGCUGAGAACGGCCUGGGUGGAAGUUCGUGCUCUGCGCCCGGUAUCCUUCCAAACGUUGACCAGAACACGCACGACGACGGCUACACCGCCACCGCCAGGGACACGUCGGACUUGCCGGCAGGCGAGGAUUUUCAGCACCAACUCCGGCGCCAAUUCAUCACAAACCGAUGAAAGGGAAAUCAAGGCCGUGAAGAAGUCGGAACCCCUGCGCGUCCUGUUCUGCGGCUCCGACAGGUUCAGCUGCGCGGCGCUAGAAGCGCUGCAUAGGGAGCACGUGCGUGAUCCGGCGUUGGUUGAGUCGAUCGAUGUUGUGGUGCGUCCUGGCAAGAGGGCGGGGAGGGGGAAUAGGGAUGUUGUGCAUCCACCGAUCAGAGAUCUAGCUACGAGUCUGGGUUUACCAAUUCACGAGAGGGAUACUUUUACGGGAUGGGAUAUGCCACCAAAAACAAACAUCAUAAUAGCCGUCUCCUUCGGCCUCUUCGUACCACCCCGUCUCCUCCAACAAGCCCGCUUCGGCGGCCUCAACAUCCACCCAUCUCUACUCCCAGACCUGCGCGGCCCAGCCCCGCUACACCACGCCCUCCUCUCAGGCCGCACCUCCACAGGCGUGACGCUACAAACACUCGACCCAACCCGUUUCGACCACGGCAAAAUCCUAGCCCAAACCCCAACACUACACAUCCCACCCGACCUCGACUACGAGUCCCUAUUAGCCACGAUUACGCCCGUAGCAGCGGACCUGUUAAUCCGGGGGUUGAGAGAAGGCGUGCACGUCCCUCCUCUACAAGAAGUAGACGUAGACGUAGACGUAGGGGAGGCAGAGGGACGGCCCCUCCAGCACGCCCCCAAGAUCACCAAGGCCGACCGCCAGAUCAACGCGCGCCGGGUCCCCGAGCUUCUGUGCCGCUACCGCGUCCUCGGGCCGCUGUGGCUCUGGUCGCGGGACCGCAACGGCGCGCGCAAGCGCGUCAUCUUCGAGCGGGUAUCCGGCGCGCACCCGGCUUCCGUGCCGAGCGACGCGCUCGCGCUGCACUCGCUGGUACUUGAGCAGGACUCUUCCCCCUCUCCUUCUCCUACUCCUACUCCUACUCCUAGUAUUAAUGCCGGUACCGGUGCCAAUACCAGCACCAUUAAUAGCAUCGCGGAGGAAGAACGGGUCCGACCCGAGACAACCCGGCUCGCGGUCUGGGUCCCCAAGGACAAGGACGCGGACGGCGCGGUCUAUAUAGGAUCCCAUCGCGUCGAGACGGUAAAGGUGGAGAGCAUAGAGGCGAAGCCUGCGGCGCGGGCCUUGAAGAAUUUCCUCGUUCCUAUUAAGAAUCAGGAUGAAGAGUGGGAAAAGGCGGAAUCUACGUUUAUCCUCGGUUGAAUUUCCGAUGGAACGUCCACGCACCGAUUAUACAAGUACCAAAGAUGCCAAUGGAACGGUUAGUAGGUAAUAGCACAGACCUACUCAAAAUCAAGUAUCUGAUUAAUGAUUAAGAAUGAAGAGUGGUUACCUAGAUACAUGCACGAUGAGAGGAGAGGAG
Annulohypoxylon truncatum is the source of this 1893-nucleotide messenger RNA. RefSeq names its product Formyltransferase. Gene Ontology annotation, biological process: conversion of methionyl-tRNA to N-formyl-methionyl-tRNA; biosynthetic process. Gene Ontology annotation, molecular function: methionyl-tRNA formyltransferase activity. Bases 303 to 1733 code for a protein of 476 amino acids. The record is from RefSeq and is a predicted model, not a curated record. The transcript is spliced from 3 exons. Lineage: Eukaryota; Fungi; Ascomycota; Sordariomycetes; Xylariales; Hypoxylaceae. Gene Ontology annotation, cellular component: mitochondrion.